UCAAUACCCAAACCCAAACUUAAAAAUUUUUUAAUUUUAUUAGAUGUAAUUUGUUAUAACUAAUAGCUAAGUUUAUCAAUAUUUUUAUAUUGAAAAACUCCUAAAAUGAAUAGUGGGAGUAUAAGAAAUACGUGCUAAGUAAUGGUGGUGGGACGACUUUUUGGUUGGAAGUUGGAACAACUAUAUGGUUUUGAUCAUGGAUUCUGUUGACCCAGAAAAAAUUGAUAAAUGCAUGAACGAUGCAAUGCCUAGUAUAAUAAAUAUAUUAUGGAAUACAAUGUCGAAAAAUAAUAUUUUAAACCAGGAUGAUGUUAAUAUACUGGCAUCUCAGGACCAAGAGGAAAAUUUAGAAAAAAAACGGCAAAUAAUUAUGAAAAUAGACCAAGUUGGGAAACAUGUUAGCGAAAAUUUUCGUGAACGUUUUUCGAACACUGACGAUGAUAAAAUUUAUCGAAUGAUAGAAAAAGCCCAACUGGUUUGUAGGACCGAUAAUUAUAAUGCGUAAGUCAAAAAAAAACAUCUUAUAAGUAUGCAAACAAUUACUAAUUGAUGCCCGACGGAAAUAAGGAAACUUUUAAUGGAAAAAUGCGAAAUUUGAAAAGAUAAUUCUCUGUAAUGACACAAAUUAAGAUUUAAAAGACGAAGCAUUUACAUCAGUCAUGAGUUAGACGACGUAUAUUGAGCGGAAACAAUUUGAAUUUAUAAACGAAAAUGAAUAUGAGAAGAGAUCCAAGAAAAUUAUUUUUAAAUAAAUUGGAUUAAUUUGAAUUUCAUUAAAGUGCAUUAAAUAAUUUAUAAAUUAUUAGUAAUGAGUAAUAAGUUGAAACGGAACACCCGUAAAAAGUAUAUCAAGUAAAUAUUGCUGAGUAGGAAUUGAUAUGAAAAAUUUAUGAAGAUUCAUAAAAUAUAUAUAUAAAUAUUGACAAUUAAAAGGCUGAUAGCCAGAGACUACUCAUUACUAAAACUAUAAAUAUUUAAAAGGCAAAGAAAUACUUGAAAAUAAAUUUUAUGAAUUAUUUAUAAUAAAUAUAAUUAUAUAAUUGUGUCCUACUGAAUAGUAAAGCGAAUUGAAAUCCGACGAAUUAAACAAUGAAUUGAUAAUUUUUUUUUUAAUAUUAUAAACCGUCAAAAGGCUAAGUAUUUUUUUUCUUUUUUUUUUUUUACAAUAAUGAUUUCAUCUUAUUGUUAUUAUUAAUAUAUGGGUUAGUUGAUUUACGUACAUACUUUUUUUUUUCCACAGAAAUGAUGAGUUAGAAAUUCGUCCAUGGGAUGCUCAAGAACUUUUGAAUGUUAAAGUCAAAAAAAUAGCGAAAGGAAACAUUAUUCCGAAGCAUAUACUCAGAAGCAAUCCAAGAGGCAUAGUAUUGUUGAUAACAAUGAUUGACUAUAAUGAUCCAAAGCGCAAUCGAAGAUCUGCUAAAUAUGAUGAAACAAAUACAUUUAAAUUAUUUCAACAACUUGGUUUUCGAGUUAUUAGAAAAACUAAUAUCACUGUUAAUGAGUUAAGAAAACUUUUAACAAAAUAUUCAAAACAUUCAUUACUUGAUAAAGUAGAUUCAUUAUUUGUCGUAAUAUCAGGACACGGUGGAUCUAGUAAUGAUGAAAAUAAUAAUAGUGUGAUUGAGUUGGCCGAUGAUCAAGUAACAUGCAGUGAAGUAAUUAAUUAUUUUUCGGCUGAAAAUUGUCCUAGUAUGGCUGGGAAACCGAAGUUAUUUAUUUUUCAAGCAUGCAGAGGCCUAAUUAAUCAAAGAGCUCGAGAACACAAUCAAAAUAUUGAUAAUCCUUUAAUGGAUUUAGAUAUUGACAAACUAAAUAAUAAAUAUGCGAAAGUUAAAGACAAAGUAGUACGUAAUUUUUCUGAUAUUUUUGUUGUGCACUCAACUUUGCCGAACCAUCCGUCGUAUCGUAAUAUAAAAUAUGGCUCCUACUUUAUCCAAAUACUCUGCGAUGUUUUUCAAAAUUAUGCUUGCCGUUAUUCAGUACAGGAUUUACUGUUACUAAUUGAUGCUCGGAUGGCAAAAUUACGAUUCGGUAACGAUAUUAAUUGUCAGACGAUUACUGUCAAGACUAUGGGAGUAAAUAAACAAUUAUAUUUAAAUCCUGUGGUUAAUAAUAAACCAGAUUGGGCUUUAGAAUGAUGCAAUAAAAAUUCUGUAACAAAUAAUGUUGCAUCUAUAAAAUUGACUGUAACCAAUACCACGUUGACGUGGUGGCCAUGGAAUGGUGCCUUAUUGAAAAUAAGUCUGACGCGGGCUCCAAUUUUCCUGCGUUGACUGACUAUAAAUUAUAUUUAUUAAAUAUUGAUAAAUAAAUUAAAUAAUUUAUUGUAAUUUUUUUUUGUACGUUUGUAAGAAAAA
Microplitis mediator is the source of this 2357-nucleotide messenger RNA. RefSeq names its product caspase b-like. Gene Ontology annotation, molecular function: caspase binding; cysteine-type endopeptidase activity. NCBI's taxonomy places the organism in Eukaryota, Metazoa, Arthropoda, Insecta, Hymenoptera, Braconidae. The record is from RefSeq and is a predicted model, not a curated record. Bases 1377 to 2138 code for a protein of 253 amino acids. Gene Ontology annotation, biological process: proteolysis. Gene Ontology annotation, cellular component: protein-containing complex. The transcript is spliced from 6 exons.